Molecule: messenger RNA, 3883 nt
Organism: Esox lucius (northern pike)
Lineage: Eukaryota; Metazoa; Chordata; Actinopteri; Esociformes; Esocidae
Gene: gpr173
Product: G protein-coupled receptor 173
Exons: 4
Coding region: 1164-2327 (387 amino acids)
Biological process (GO): G protein-coupled receptor signaling pathway
Cellular component (GO): plasma membrane
Molecular function (GO): G protein-coupled receptor activity
Source: RefSeq, a predicted model, not a curated record
CAGACUUCUACAUGCUUUAACAUCAUAUCCCGAUUCUAGCUUCGCCGAUUCCGAAUGGAGCCGAGGGAGAGCCUAUGCUCGGUGCAUAAACGACAGCCACUGUUUCCAAUUCACCUUCACUAACAGGCAUUUCAUUUUGGUAAUUUCUGGUUUUAAUUAGUUGUAGAAUGACCGAGGCUAUAUUCCGAUUGACGUGAUAUGUUCGUGAAAUAUUUGGAGUGAUGGUUAUCGCCGCAAUCAAGGAUAUUCUUUCUUCGAUAUCUUCAAAGACCAAACCAGGCGGGUGGAUUUUUUUUUUUAUGUAUAGCGCCUACCGGCACUGUAUACAUAUUUUCACAUAGGGUGACUGUAUGCUACACUGUGGACGGAGAGUCCGCAUAUGGCUACAGUUCCAUAUGCAAGAGGAUGUGUUAUCACUGAAAGGAUAAAGACUGCUCAUUGCGUUUGGAGAAUGGUGGAAAAAAGACAUCCCGGUUAUUGAUGGAGAAUCCAACAAGCGAGGCAAGAUUCGUAGACCCAAAGCGUCUUGUGUAAUAUGACCACCCUUAUUUGCAAAGCUUACCAGUGAUGGGAUUUAGUUUAAAGAAACAAGUAUUUGGAAACAGCAAAUAUUGUACGAUUGGAAUUACUAAUUUGUUCUUUUCUUUCUGUGUGAUGGAAAUGUAUUGCUGAACAUUGGGGGAGCUUUAUGGAAAACCCGAAGACAUGACAUGCACACGAAAAAAGAGGAAACGAUCCUUUUUGUUCUUUAAAACGUGUGUUUAUUUAAGAAGUCUGCAACAGGCUUAAUUGACGGGGAGCGCCUUACUAAAGCAACAUUAUUUGUGCAUUAAGAUCUACGUGAUUCUAUGAAGGCCUAUUCAAUGUGGAUUGCAACAAGAUCCCCAAACGGCCUAGAAUUAAGUGGUAAGCCUUUGUCUCGACGACAAACAUCAGAAAUCAGGAGCCUGAGCGGUGAGAAGUAGAUGGACCAAGGAAACAAGGGGCUCAGUGCAAAAUGGGGCAAUGCAGACUGAAGCACUCCCGUUCCAUGUGAGCUCAAGUUAAGAGGCAACCACGAGGACGAACGAAAGGGCAGCUGGAGGGGGAGGAGGAGGAGGAGGAGGAGGAGAGGGAGGAGUGGAUUUCAGGAGAAAAGAGGGCGGAUCACCGGAGCAGGAGGGAUGGCCAAUGGCAAUGAGAGCAGCGAGGGGCUCGGCGGCCCCCUGGCAGCGGUGGUGGCCACGACCGGAGGGAUGGCAGUCGGGGGCCCGUCGUCGGCUGUGUCCACUUACAUCAAACUGGUCCUGCUGGGGUUGAUUAUCUGCAUCAGCCUGGUGGGCAACCUGGUUGUGUCACUGCUGGUCCUCCGGGACCGGGCCCUGCACAAGGCCCCAUACUACUUCCUGCUGGACCUGUGCCUGGCUGACACCAUCCGCUCCGCCGUCUGCUUCCCCUUUGUGCUGGUGUCCAUCAAGAACGGCUCCACCUGGACCUACAGUGUGCUAAGCUGCAAAGUGGUGGCCUUCAUGGCUGUGCUCUUCUGCUUCCAUGCCGCCUUUAUGCUGUUUUGCAUUAGCGUGACGCGCUACAUGGCCAUCGCCCACCACCGCUUCUACUCCAAGCGCAUGACCUUCUGGACAUGUGUGGCGGUGGUGUGCAUGGUGUGGACACUGUCGGUGGCCAUGGCUUUUCCGCCCGUCUUUGACGUGGGCACCUACAAGUUCAUCCGCGAGGAGGACCAGUGUAUCUUCGAACACCGCUACUUCAAGGCCAACGACACGCUGGGCUUCAUGCUGAUGCUGGCUGUGCUGAUACUGGCCACGCACGUCGUCUACAUGAAGUUGCUGCUCUUCGAGUACAAGCACCGCAAGAUGAAGCCCGUCCAGAUGGUGCCAGCCAUAAGCCAAAACUGGACCUUCCAUGGGCCCGGCGCCACUGGCCAAGCGGCGGCAAACUGGAUUGCAGGCUUUGGCCGUGGCCCCAUGCCACCCACCCUGCUGGGCAUCCGGCAGAACUUGCACAACCAGAACCGGCGCCUGCUGGGUAUGGAAGAGUUCAAGGCAGAGAAACAGCUGGGCAGGAUGUUCUACGUGAUCACCCUUUUGUUCCUGGUGCUGUGGUCGCCCUAUAUAGUGGCGUGCUACUGGCGGGUGUUUGUCAAGGCCUGCACCAUACCACACCGGUACCUCUCCACCACAGUGUGGAUGAGUUUUGCCCAGGCAGGGGUCAACCCUAUUGUUUGCUUUUUCCUCAACAAAGACCUGAAGAAGGGGCUUCUGGCCCACCUGCCAGCCUACUGUAGGACUAAACCUAAUCUGCCCCGAGAGCCUUACUGUGUCAUGUGAGGUGGUGCAGUGGGCAGUGGUUACCUGGGCAGGGUACCGAUGGGUUGGGGUGACUGAGUUAUUUGGGAGAUGUUAGGGUGGAUCGAGGGACCAUUUAAGUUGUUGUGGCCUUUGAUUCAAUGCACGAUGCUUUAAAAUGGGUGAGUGUCAGAAGGCAACUACUAAAAUGGUAAGCAUUUUAGAAUUUGAAUAACCUGUGUGAUGUAUCUGGGUUUCUCCUUGUCUAAAGAAAGCAUAGGUAUUCAAAGUUAAUUGGUGAUGUUCUACAUUCUUUACAAAAGUUAAUCGAGAGUCCCACCACAGCCAUAUAACGUACCAUAUUAAUUAGUGAUCAAAAAUUUGAUUAGGAUGGAUGUAUUAUUUCAUCAUUUUAUUACCUAAACCAAAAAGCAUAUGUAACUCCACAGUGUAGAUUUGAUUUAAAUUUAGAGAUUCUUUACAAGUUUUUAGUUUUUAUGGCCUAGGUCAGGAAACAUUUAAAAGGGGGAUUAUUUCUCCACACAGAAAGAAUAUAAGACUGGGCUGACAAUUAAAAGGUCAAUCUGAGAUGCCUGUACAGUGGCUAGUGAAAGACUAAACCUCCCCUUGCACUGUUCAUAUUUAACUGCCAUAAAAUUUAAUAAUUGUUGCUGUCCAUCAAUGAUUCCCAACCAAACUCACUGAGAUUAUUAAUCUCAAACAAAGUAAUUUUGUUUGAAACUAUGUAUAUUUUGCAUUAAGAGUUUAGUCUUACUUAAAAUUAUUGAUGUCCUUAAUGGAAGCCAAAAACUCAUCCACCAAGUAUUAGUUCUGGUUACAUCACAAUGUAGACAUGGAAUAAACAUUAUCAAUAUGUUUUCUUUCCCUUUAAAAAUGUGGCAUUCAUAUGAAAGAAAAUGAAAUCCCUUUUAGAUCAAAUUUUAUUGCAGCAAAAUGUGAAGACUCCCUAGGCAGUGUAUGUAUCCUUACCAUCAAUGCAAUGGGGUACCAUAAUGGAGAACUAUUAAACUGGUUGCCUUUCUAAACAGGCGUGAUGUACUAGUCCUGAUGUCGUGAAACAGACUGAAAUGAGGAUGACAAGUGUCUGUGGUUUCUGGGGGUGACCUGGCCAUAUUGCUCAGUCACUCCCUCAUCUGUUCUUUCUCAGACCAAAAGUGUCAGAUGGUCAUCUGACAGUUUGCUAGUGUGCUAGCACUGCUUCCUUCUUUGGUCUGCUUGAAUCAAAGGCAUCAGUAACACAUGAAAACUAAGAGAAAUUAUGAGGUUUGUACAGAUAGCAUAUCCAGGCUUUAUUGGCUUUAUUUGGCUUUGUUUUCUACUCGAAGGAAUUAUUGUGUUUAUUGUCCCAUCUUUAAAUAUAUUUCAGUAAUUUCUAAAUCCAUUUAGAUGUAUGCACAAGGGAUACCCUUGAAAGGUAAAAGGAUCAAGUGUAGGAAGUUGAAACUGAAAGAAUCAUGGAAAAUGAGCCAAAGUUUAUGGCAUGGUCACACACAGAUUUGGGGACUAACGGAUUACAAGUAAUAAUUUACAUGUAACGGAUUACAAAAAAACAGUAACUCUAAUCUGUUACGUUACCA